Molecule: messenger RNA, 1164 nt
Organism: Arachis duranensis
Lineage: Eukaryota; Viridiplantae; Streptophyta; Magnoliopsida; Fabales; Fabaceae
Exons: 3
Coding region: 128-949 (273 amino acids)
Source: RefSeq, a predicted model, not a curated record
CCGUGUCCAAAUAUGUACCGUACGUACACCUCUAAUGAUGAACCGGUAUCACUAUAAAUAAGUGAGUUCACUGCAAGCAUCGAUCACUCCCACAUCUAUUCUCUUGCUUAUUAUAUUAUAUAUAAAAAUGGAGUUCCGAUGCGCUGUUGCUAUGCUUUUCUGUCUUGCUUUUGCAAUAGGAAGCCGUGGGCGAGAAUUGAUACCUGACGAAGAUUACUGGCAAGCAGUUUGGCCAAACACUCCAAUUCCUAACACUCUCAAGGAGCUUUUAAAGCCUGGAGCCCAAGAUUCUGAAAUAAAUGAUGUUCCGAUGAAAGUGGACGACACACAGUACCCAAAAACGUUCUUCUUCGAACAUGAGCUAUUUCCUGGGAAAAAGAUGAACAUGAAGUUCAGCAAAAUCCCGUUUGCUCAACCAUACGGAGUAUAUACAUGGGGCAAAGUAAUUAAAGACCUCGAAAAAGAGUCCUUCACCUUUGAGGAUGCUUGCGUAAGAGAAGCCGGCAAGGGCGAGGACAAGUACUGCGCAAAAUCCUUAUCAACUUUGAUCGGUUUCGCCGUUUCCAAGUUGGGAAAGAACAUUCAACCGUUUUCAAGUUCUUUCUUGGACAAGCAGACUGACUACACCAUAGAGGGAGUGCACAAUCUUGGAGACAAGGCUGUUAUGUGUCACAGGCUCAAUUUUCAAAGCACCGUCUUUUAUUGUCACGAAAUCCAUGGAACCACCGCAUACAUGGUUCCAAUGGUGGCAGCCGACGGCAGGAGAACUCAGGCGUUAGCGGUUUGCCACCACGACACUUCCGGCAUGAAUGCGGAGGUUCUUUAUGAAAUGCUGAAAAUCAAGCCUGGAACAGAGACUGCUUGCCACUUCCUUGGAAACAAGGCAGUUAUGUGGGUUCCCAACAUGGCUGUCAAUAGUGUCUACAAUAAUGCCAAUAUGGCAAGUUAAUUAACUAUGCCUUUCUUGAAGCCUUUUGGGUUUUACUAUAAUUAAAUAAUAAACCCAAGUAAUGUUGAACUCUCUACUUGUACUGUUGAAGCUCUAAAAUACAUGUGCGCCCAUAAUUGUGCAGUAUAUAUGAUUAUAUGCUGCUCAAUUUUAAUAUCUAUAUCUUCUUGUUUGAUAUGAACUUUCAAUAUCAUAUCUACAUGUUAAUUAGUCGA